Molecule: messenger RNA, 3048 nt
Organism: Rhipicephalus sanguineus (brown dog tick)
Lineage: Eukaryota; Metazoa; Arthropoda; Arachnida; Ixodida; Ixodidae
Product: solute carrier family 13 member 3
Exons: 13
Coding region: 164-1930 (588 amino acids)
Biological process (GO): monoatomic anion transmembrane transport; citrate transport
Cellular component (GO): membrane
Molecular function (GO): succinate transmembrane transporter activity; citrate transmembrane transporter activity
Source: RefSeq, a predicted model, not a curated record
UUUAUUACUUUGGCUUCCACCGCUGAGUGUCGCAAGCGGCGCACGAAGAAAAGUCCCGUCGCUGUGGUCAACCCGUUACGAGCCGACAAUUGUCACAAACUGCACAGUGGCCCCACGGUGCUAGUCGUGCAUCUUUUUUUUUCCCGCGACCGCAGAGGCGACCAUGAGACAUGGAAAGAAGAUCGCGCUUCAGGCACUGGCACUUUGGAGGCAAAUUUUAAUGGUCCUCAUUCCCAUCAUUUUACUUCCGUUACUCUUCUUCGAAGACGUUCAGAAAGCUCGCUGUGCAUAUGUCGUCAGCAUCGUGGGCCUUUAUUGGAUUGUGGAGCCCAUACCUUUGGGAGCUACAUCACUCAUUCCUAUUGUCCUGUAUCCGAUGCUCGGUGUUCUUACUACGGAAAGAACAUGUCAACUUUACAUGAAUGACAUAAAUCUUAUGUUCCUGGGCACCCUGAUUAUGGCCGUCGCCAUCGAGCAUUCUCAUCUGCAUCAAAGGAUCGCCCUCAAGACAUUGUGUCUGUUAGGCACCGGCAUCAAGAUGCUGGUUUUCGGCUUGAUGUUCAUCUCCAUGUUCCUCUCCAUCUGGAUCAACAACGUGGCCAUCACUGCCAUGAUGAUGCCCGUAGUAAACUCGCUUGCGCACGAGCUACUUCAAGAGCGGCGUAGGAGCCUUUCGCUAGGAAAUAUCGACGUCGAAGGAUUGGCAGAACUGAGAGAACGCGUUGCGGCCAAAGCUGCUGCUGCUGCUGCUGCUGCCAGCAACGGUAACGCCAAGCUCCUCCAACACCAGGAUGGGAAUAAUGACGACUCCGACGUAGUUGUUCCUAUGAAGAUGCGCAACCGGAAUUCUUUCCUGGACAAGACAACCGAGCACCGAAUACGUGCGAUCCUCUACCUCAGCGUUUUGUAUGGUGCCAACACGGGUACAAUAUCAACCAUCACGAGCGGCGCAUCAAAUAUUGUCUUCAAGUUUGUGAUCGAGGACUUGUACGGAGAUCGGGCACCUGUUGACUAUGCACUGUGGAUGUUUUUUGCACUGCCAACAGCGCUUAUCGGAACUGGCCUAAUUUUCGUCGCCGUGGUGCCUGCGUUCUUCCGAUGCAAGAGCCCAGACCUUGGACAAGAAAGCCGUAGCCACACCAUGACCGCCAUUCGUCGGAGCUACGCUGCACUGGGCCCAGUGAAGUUCCACGAGGUGGCCGUUCUGCUGCUUUGCAUUCUUCUAGUGUUCCUCUGGCUCUUCCGGGACCCUAUGUUCGCCAGGGGAUGGGCCACUUAUUUUGGCACCAUAAAGCCGAAGGAUGCCACAGCCGUCACCAUACCGGUGAUCCUGCUGUUCAUGAUCCCUUCCAAACCGUGGGAGGGCGCCAGGAGUCCUUCUCUGCUCUCUUGGGAAAUGGUGCAAGCUAAACUACCGUGGAGCGUCAUUCUACUUAUUGGCAGCGGGUUCGCCAUCGCCGAAGGCAUGAGGGUUUCUGGGCUGUCGGAACUCAUGGGCCAAAAGCUCUCCACCUUGGGCCACAUGCCUCCGAUUCCACUCAUGAUCUGCCUGAGCAUCGUCUCUUCUUUCAUGUCUGAACUAGUCUCAAACUCAGCAACGUGCACCGUUCUCCUGCCAGUUUUUGACGAGUUGGCCAAGGAUCUGCAUGUCAACCCGCUGCUGUUCCUGAUCCCGGCGACUAUCGCCAGCAACUACGCCUUCUUACUGCCGGUAGGAACGCCGGCAAAUGCCAUGGUAUACGAGCAGGGUCGGCUCACUUUGAUGGAAAUGGUGAUACCUGGAUUCCUGGUUAAAACUAUCACCAUGGCUGUCACUGUUGUACUGACUUGCGUGCUUGGUGACCCCAUCUUCGGCAUGUUCCAAGAAGCUGAAUGGGCGUCGCAUGCCACAGUGGGCAACUACAGCACGAUUCGCCCAAUUCUAAGCUAGCGCUUUUCUGAAAACCUUAAACGUGGACACGUAGCAAGUCAAAUCAAAGGCGUUUGAAGGGGGCUCUAAAAUUGUCAUGUCUGAAAUACAAAGACACGGCAGUGUCACAAAAUCAGACGCGUGAGUGUUCUACCUGGUGUUCGCAUUUUUCAGUUAUUUGUGUGCUUCCGUUUUACCUAUAACAGUGCAGUGCCACAAAAUAGUGCAGUACCACUUUCCUCUACUUUUGGGGCACUGCAGUAUUUUUUCCAUAAAUUGGCGCCUCUUUCCAUAAAUGGCGCCAAGGUCCUACAUGCCGUUUUAGAAUCGUUUGUUAGGGCAUCGUAACACACACGAAAAUCACGUUAUAUUUUAGUGCGCCCUUUUUUCUUGCUUUGUCAUCUCUACUGAAACAUUACAGGAUGCUUUAAAAGAACGUCAGCUGACAAUAGCUUUUGCUUUUCACUGCACACUUAUGUGCCUUUCGAAACAAAAGGCGUCAACGGAAGGCUGCGCUAAAGUAGUGGCAAUGUUUCAUACACCUGUUUUUUGCAGGGAUUUAGGUAUGGAGUGUUUGCAAUUCGUUAGAGUACUUUUUAAAGUUUAGGUAUUGCUGAAGGAUGACAAAAGUAUAAACACUGCGUAUACGUUUACCUAAGGUAAAGCACAAGAAAAAUUUCCCCCACAGGAGAAGGGAGAACUGGGACCAGAACACUUGAUGCUCUCACGACGCGGCACUAGUUGGAAAAUGAGAGGAAAGCUAGUGCGGCCGUUAUUAACGGCAUUUCUAGGCGUGUCCAAGAUCCGUUUAUCACCGCUGCAAAUGCUAGUCAUUCUCGCCGAGCGUUCCAAUAAACUGUAGAAGAAGCCGAGACGUUAUUAUAGGAAGUUAACUGGAAAAAAGGUUCAAUGACAAUUACCCGAAUAUCCAAAAUUACCGCAAGAACGACCUCGGUGUUUUCUUGUGUAAAAUGCAUCCGGACAAUGUAUGGGAUGAACUGCACGUAUUAGGGAAUGCUUCGUCAGUCAGUGUGACCACUGUGAAAUGAGGACAACGACGAAUGUCAUGCUCUGUGCACAGUGAGAACGGUGUGAUAAAGUGCAGCGCUAAUCGCGUAAUAAAACAGUUCCAAGACGAA